Drosophila eugracilis is the source of this 3019-nucleotide messenger RNA. RefSeq names its product glutamate receptor ionotropic, kainate 2 (gene Grik). Gene Ontology annotation, molecular function: transmitter-gated monoatomic ion channel activity involved in regulation of postsynaptic membrane potential; glutamate-gated receptor activity. The record is from RefSeq and is a predicted model, not a curated record. Gene Ontology annotation, biological process: synaptic transmission, glutamatergic; monoatomic ion transport; modulation of chemical synaptic transmission. NCBI's taxonomy places the organism in Eukaryota, Metazoa, Arthropoda, Insecta, Diptera, Drosophilidae. Gene Ontology annotation, cellular component: plasma membrane; postsynaptic membrane.
UACAGCCUGCAGAAAUAUGCAAAUUUAGUUCGGCGAACAAUCGCGCAAUUAAUUGGAAAUAAUUGCGGAAUUCAUAGCCAAGGCAAGAGGAGAAGUUAUUUAUGAAUUUCUGAUUACAUUUCGCGGUAAAAGCGUUUCGAGAGAUGCAAUCGUGGAGUGUAAUUUCAGUUUCGAGAGUGAGUUUUCCACUUGACUUUGUCCUAACGAGUUUGCUUUUGGUUCUCAUCGGAUGCCAUGGCGAAAGGACGAAUGUGGGUCUUAUUUACGAGAACACCGAACCAGAUCUCGAGAAGAUCUUUCACUUGGCCAUAAGCAAGGCGAAUGAGGAGAACGAGGAUCUGCAGCUGCACGGAGUGUCGGUCACCAUUGAGCCAGGAAACUCCUUCGAGACCUCCAAGAAGCUAUGCAAAAUGCUAAGGCAAAAUCUGGUGGCCGUAUUUGGACCCACCACGAAUCUAGCUGCCCGUCACGCGUUGAGCAUUUGCGACGCCAAGGAGCUGCCCUUUUUGGACACGCGCUGGGACUUCGAGGCCCAGCUGCCGACCAUCAAUCUGCACCCACAUCCGGCCGUCCUGGGCGUGGCCCUGCGGGACAUGGUGUUGGCCCUGGGCUGGGAGAGCUUCACCAUAAUCUACGAGUCUGGCGAAUAUUUGCCCACCGUCAGAGAGCUGCUGCAAAUGUACGGCACUGCUGGACCAACGGUCACGGUGCGACGUUAUGAGUUGGAUCUGAAUGGGAACUAUAGGAAUGUACUGCGGCGUAUACGUAAUGCGGAGGACUUCUCGUUUGUGGUUGUGGGCUCGAUGGCCACUUUGCCGGAGUUCUUCAAACAGGCCCAGCAGGUGGGUCUGGUGACCAGUGAUUAUCGCUAUAUCAUUGGUAACCUGGACUGGCAGACCAUGGACUUGGAGCCGUAUCAACAUGGCGGCACCAACAUUACGGGUCUGCGUCUCGUGUCACCGGAAAACGAACAGGUGCAGGAGGUGGCCAAGGCGUUGUACGAGAGCGAGGAGCCCUUCCAGAACGUGUCCUGCCCCCUGACCAACAGCAUGGCCCUCGUCUACGAUGGCGUUCAGCUGCUGGCCGAGACCUACAAGCAUGUGAACUUCCGGCCAGUGGCCCUCAGCUGUGGCGAUGACAGUGCCUGGGACAAGGGCUACACGCUCGUCAACUACAUGAAGUCGCUAACGCUGAAUGGCCUCACGGGUCCCAUUCGCUUUGACUACGAGGGACUGCGCACGGAUUUCGAGCUGGAAGUCAUCGAGCUGGCCGUUUCGGGUAUGCAGAAAGUUGGCCAAUGGAGCGCCGAGGAUGGCUUCCAACAGAAUCGCCCGGCCCCGGCGCACUCCUUGGAGCCGGAUAUGCGCUCGCUGGUGAACAAAAGCUUCAUUGUCAUCACGGCCAUUAGCGAGCCCUAUGGCAUGCUGAAGGAGACCUCAGAGAAACUGGAGGGCAACGAUCAGUUCGAGGGCUUUGGCAUCGAGCUAAUCGAUGAGCUGUCCAAGAAGCUGGGCUUCACCUACACUUGGCGGCUCCAAGAGGACAACAAGUAUGGCGGGAUUGACCCCAAAACGGGCGAGUGGAAUGGCAUGUUGCGUGAGAUAAUGGACAGUCGCGCUGACAUGGGCAUUACGGACCUGACCAUGACAUCGGAGCGGGAGGGUGGUGUGGACUUCACCAUACCCUUCAUGAGCCUGGGAAUUGGCAUUCUUUUUCGCAAACCAAUGAAGGAACCUCCCAAGUUAUUCUCCUUUAUGUCGCCGUUUUCCGGAGAAGUCUGGCUCUGGCUGGGCCUGGCCUAUAUGGGUGUAUCCAUAAGUAUGUUUGUCCUGGGACGACUUUCCCCAGCAGAGUGGGACAACCCGUAUCCCUGCAUAGAGGAACCAACGGAGCUGGAGAAUCAGUUUAGUUUCGCCAACUGUCUGUGGUUCUCCAUAGGCGCCCUACUGCAACAGGGUUCUGAGCUGGCUCCCAAGGCUUAUUCCACUCGGGCUGUGGCUGCAUCUUGGUGGUUUUUUACUUUGAUUUUGGUCUCCUCUUACACGGCCAAUCUGGCGGCCUUUCUCACAGUGGAAUCCUUGGUGACGCCCAUCAACGAUGCCGAUGACUUGUCAAAGAACAAGGGCGGUGUUAACUAUGGUGCCAAAAGUGGGGGUGCCACAUUUAACUUUUUUAAGGAGUCAAACUAUCCCACCUACCAGCGGAUGUAUGAGUUCAUGAGGGACAACCCUCAGUACAUGACCAACAGCAACCAAGAGGGAGUGGAUCGGGUGGAGAACUCCAACUACGCAUUUCUCAUGGAGUCCACCACCAUUGAGUACAUCACAGAACGUCGAUGCACGCUCACCCAAGUGGGAGCUUUGCUGGACGAGAAGGGCUACGGCAUAGCCAUGCGGAAGAACUGGCCAUACAGGGACACACUUAGCCAGGCAGUCCUGGAGAUGCAGGAGCAGGGUGUUCUGACCAAGAUGAAGACCAAAUGGUGGAAGGAGAAACGCGGCGGUGGAGCCUGUUCGGAAGCCCCCGACUCAGAUGCCUCCUCACUGGGAUUUGCCAAUUUGGGCGGCGUCUACCUAGUCAUGUUCGUGGGCAGCUGUUUUGGCAGUGUUUAUGGCCUGGUCAACUGUGUGGUCAGCGUCUACUUAAGUGCGCGGGAGAACAAGGUAGACUUCAAGACCGAACUUCUGGACGAGAUUCGUUUUAUUUUACAAUGCUCUGGCAAUACCAAAGCUGUAAAGUAUCCAAAGAACUCUUCGCGGUCUGCAGCCAGUUCGAAAUCAAAGGGCUCAUCUAUGUCUGUGGAUUCAUUGCCCGAGGAUACUUCAGAUGCCGAAGUAUCUGGCAAGCAUAACCAUGCCAAGAAGUAAAUUAUCGAUUAUCGAUGUUGAUAACAAUAUUUUUAUUACAUUUUUGAGAAAAUAACAAUUCAUUUUAAUAAAAAUAAGACUUUCUGAACCAAUUGGUUCAAAAAUUGCUUGAAGUUAAGUAAAAAAAAUUACAUAAUAAAAAAGAAAUGCAA